AUGCAGGCGGUCUUCCGGGCUUUUGGGUCCUACAACUUCCGCGCUGGUGGAAGGGCCGCCUUGGUGGAUGGGACCAAGGGUGGAAAUGGUGGCACACAGCACCAUCAACUACUUAUCCACAUCAGCCAACAUCCACUUAAGCCGCCAUCCACAUCAGCUAUCAACUACUCAUCCACAUCAACCACCAUCCACUUAAGCCGCCAUCCACAUCAACCACCAUCCACAUCAGCUAUCAACUACUCAUCCACAUCAACCACCAUCCACAUCAACCACUCAUCCACAUCAACCACCAUCCACAUCAACCACCAUCCACAUCAACCACUCAUCCAUAUCAACCACUCAUCCACAUCAACCACCAUCCACAUCAACCACCAUCCACAUCAACCACCAUCCACAUCAACCACUCAUCCAUAUCAACCACCAUCCACAUCAACCACCAUCCACAUCAACCACCAUCCACAUCAACCACCAUCCACAUCAACCACUCAUCCACAUCAACCACCAUCCACAUCAACCACCAUCCACAUUAGCCACUCAUCCACUAUCAUCGUUAUCGUCACCAUCACCACUGCAACAUUCAUCGCCCGCGGUGUGGUCGCGCCUGCCAUCAUUACCACUACAAAUAAUGCCUUUGUCAUCAUUAGUUCUCUUGACACUGGCACAAUUACCUUGACCGUUACGAGCUAA
Penaeus indicus is the source of this 687-nucleotide messenger RNA. Its product is annotated as mucin-2-like. The record is from RefSeq and is a predicted model, not a curated record. The transcript is spliced from 3 exons. The coding region runs from base 1 to 687 and encodes 228 amino acids. Lineage: Eukaryota; Metazoa; Arthropoda; Malacostraca; Decapoda; Penaeidae.